GAGUGCGUGACGUGUUUCCGGAAAUUCCCUUCUCCACCGGCAAGAUGGCAGAUGAGGCGACAAGAAAAGCCGUUUCGGAAAUACCGCUUUUAAAAACGAACUCCGGGCCCCGCGAUAAAGAAUUGUGGGUGCAGAGACUUAAAGAAGAGUAUCUAGCCUUGAUCAAAUAUGUGGAAAAUAACAAGAAAGCGGACAACGACUGGUUCCGUCUGGAGUCCAACAAGGAGGGCACUAGGUGGUUUGGGAAAUGCUGGUUUAUUCAUGAUCUACUGAAGUAUGAGUUUGACAUGGAGUUUGAUAUCCCUGUGACAUACCCCGCUACAGCUCCGGAAGUUGCUAUUCCUGAGCUUGAUGGGAAGACUGCCAAAAUGUACAGAGGAGGGAAGAUUUGUCUGACGGACCACUUCAAGCCACUCUGGGCAAGAAAUGUGCCCAAGUUUGGACUUGCUCAUCUUAUGGCUCUGGGGCUUGGACCCUGGCUGGCCGUAGAAGUGCCAGAUCUCAUUGCCAAGGGUCUCGUACAACACAAGGAGCAGCAGAGUAGCUGAGAAUCCUGGGCUUGUUCACUUCAGAAUGAGCGAGACCGAUGUUGUUGCGAUGGACCGAUCGCAAACCUUGACGCAUCUGACAUCCGCAGACUUCCUCUAUGUCAAACCAGCGGUCUGUUCACUCCUUAAAGAGUCACAUUGACUUUUCACACACCCUUUUCCUCCAAUGAUGUGUCUUGAAUAAGUCUGUAAAAAGAACAUGUAGUCCAUUUUGUGAUUCACGUGUAAAAAUAUAGCCACCCAGAACAACUGGUUUAGUGAUUGUCCCAGUGUCUACCCUGAAAUGAACCUUCAAUUUUGUGGAAACAGUAUUUUAAGGUGAACAGAACAUCACAUAUUAAGAAAAGUAAACCACUGACAAACUAAAGUUAUAGUCUAGCUUUUCAUCCAGAAGUACGGAGCAUUGCAUAUUUUGUGGGUCUUUUAAGCUGUUUAGCCAAUCUUGUCCUACAGUCUGAAAAUAAAGGAUACUUAAAACAUU
Molecule: messenger RNA, 1029 nt
Organism: Brienomyrus brachyistius
Lineage: Eukaryota; Metazoa; Chordata; Actinopteri; Osteoglossiformes; Mormyridae
Gene: ufc1
Product: ubiquitin-fold modifier conjugating enzyme 1
Exons: 6
Coding region: 45-548 (167 amino acids)
Biological process (GO): protein K69-linked ufmylation
Cellular component (GO): cytoplasm
Molecular function (GO): UFM1 conjugating enzyme activity
Source: RefSeq, a predicted model, not a curated record